UCAAAAUUAACUGAAUUUCUAAUGAAAUAUUGGCAUUAUAAUGAUAAUGAAUUAUCAACUGAAUAUCAAAAUUAUUUAAUUCAAUUCUAUAAAAAAUCUUAUUUUAUCGCUAUUAUUUCUUAUCAAAUUUUUCGUAUCGGAUUAUUUGCUAUUAUAAUCAUUUUCGAUUAUUUUUCAUAUAAUUUAUAUAAAUGUGGUGAAAUUAAUUUAAUUAAAUUUAUAAUAUCAUCAAUAUGUUUUUUCUUUUAUGUUUGUCAAUGUAUCUUUAUUGUUUUGGAUUCAUUCAUGUUAUUGAUUUAUCGACAACGAAAAUUAUUCUGGUAUCAAUUUCAUUUGGAAUACGUUCAUCUUUUCAAAGAAACUCAACAAUUUAAUCAAACACUUCGAGAUGUAUUAUUAUUUCUCGAAAUGAUGUCUAAAUCUUUGAUCAUAAAUUGUUUAUUAUUUUAUAGUCAUCAAACCACGAUGUCUCAUUUACCAUCAUAUAAUCGAUUAUGUUGGCUAUCUAUACAUCGUUGGAUUGCUCGAUCACAAUGGUCAAAUGUGGAACGAAAAAAACAUCGCAAUAGAUUGCCCUUCCGAUAUUCACUUAAAUCACGUCUAUUUCUACAGUCGAUGACCCAUAAUCAAUUUGGUUUUACUUGUGGUCGUAUGUUUUUCAUAUCAAAAUUCAAAUACAUUCAAAUGUUUAUCAUGAAUUUUCAUAUGGCUAUCAAAUUCUAUAAAAAAAUUUGCUCAACCAUGAAUCCUUUCAAACAAUACACAAGCAAUGAAAUUGUUGAAAUUAAACAUUUUAUUAGAAAUGGAUUUCAAACAAUUAAAUUUUAUGCUUUACGUAUUGAUUAUGAUCUUGUUGAUUAUGAACAUCAAAAUAUUUGUUGGNAUGUUUUUCAUAUCUAA
Molecule: messenger RNA, 900 nt
Organism: Dermatophagoides pteronyssinus (European house dust mite)
Lineage: Eukaryota; Metazoa; Arthropoda; Arachnida; Sarcoptiformes; Pyroglyphidae
Source: RefSeq, a predicted model, not a curated record